Molecule: messenger RNA, 1551 nt
Organism: Drosophila eugracilis
Lineage: Eukaryota; Metazoa; Arthropoda; Insecta; Diptera; Drosophilidae
Exons: 1
Coding region: 14-607 (197 amino acids)
Molecular function (GO): nucleic acid binding
Source: RefSeq, a predicted model, not a curated record
GUUUCGAGGAUUGAUGCAGGAAUAUAGCAUUAAUCAUACUCUGACUGCUGUUUAUUCACCUCAGGCUAACGCCUCGGAGCGUGUAAAUAGAUCGGUCAUAUCCGCCAUUAGAGCGUAUAUACGCCCGGAUCAGAAGGAUUGGGAUGAAGUUCUGAGCCGGAUAUCUUGCGCGCUGAGGUCUUCCAUACACUCCAGCCUUGGAACAAGUCCGUACUACAUGGCUUUUGGACAGCAUAUGGUUACCUCCGGUUCGACCUAUUCUCUGCUCCGACGUUUAAAUCUUUUAAACGAUCGUUCGCUACAAUUUGACAGGCAGGAUUCUUUCGAAAUAGUUCGCAAACAAGCUUGCGAGCAAAUGUAUAGAAAGCACGAGGAAAACAAGAAGCGCUAUGAUCUCCGCACUCGUAAUGUUACGUAUACUGAAGGUCAAGAGGUAUAUCGACGUAACUUUAAGCAAAGCUGCUUUCAAACUGGAUAUAACGCCAAAUUCGGGCCAAUGUUUGUAAAAUCUCGGAUUCGAAGAAAAAUCGGUAACCUCUAUUAUGAACUGGAAGACCUCCAAGGAAAAGUUGUAGGUACAUAUCACGCUAAAGACAUUCGGCAAUAGCUUCAGUCGGAAUCAGUCUAGUGUAUUCUCUCAAUUAUACCCUAGUCUGAUUUUAGCGGGGGAGUUUUGUACUGGCGACUGAAGCCAAAGAAAAAUUCAAAUGUUUUUAUAUUUGGCGCCAAAGACCGUAAGCGUAGAUUACCGACUAGGUAAACUAAGAGUUGCCAUCCGAGAUGCAGCUUCUUAUCAGCUGUAUGCAGGUAUGCACUGGAAAGCUCUAUUUACCUAUGAUGGCGUAAGGUUGGAUCGACAUAGAUUUCCGCUCUGAAAUCUUAGAUUCUAUUCGAUCCAACCUCCAGAGCAGAAAGACCUGUGCACGUAAGUUCCUAGCCUGGGCAUGUGGGUGUUUGCUCACACAGAGGUUAAAUUCUUUUGGGUUAUUUAUUCAGAUUUACCCAAAUCAACCUGCCGACUGUAUUCCGCCAGCCCAGCCAAGAAGGAAGGACGGAAAUAGGAAGCCUUAGGAGUUACCGGCCUUACCUAGAAGAACCCACCUACAUGUGGAUCAUCUAUAGGCCCGGCAUCCAGGUGUAGCAAACCCUAAGCCGGCCCAGCGAUUCUCAAGUGUCCCGCGGAGCGCAUUUUUUUUAUCCCAACGAGGGAUCGGCAACUCCGUGGGCCAGCAGUUUUGGAGGUAACAGCGGGCGGAAAAAGCCUAGUGGGAGUGAAAAACGUGAAAUUAACCUAAAGCCCCCUAAAAAAACCACGUGUACACAGAGAAAAAUAUAAGACAAAAAACUAUAAUAAAAAAAUUAUUAAAUAACAAAGAUCAAUGCUUGCGAGCUAUAAAAAAACGUGAAAAUGUAAAUAAAAUGUGCAGAAACAAAAAUUAAAAUUUAUUUUUUUUGGUUAUACCAAAAUUUUUUUAAGUGAAAUACACUAUAAACAAUGAAGUGAGAAUUCAAAUAAAUAAUCCUUAAAAAUUAUAAUGAAGCUAAAACAGU